AUGCAUGGAAUUAUUGAACUAAUUCUGAAUAGUGCUUUAUUGUGGAUAUUUUCACAAAUUAUUUGGAGUACCUUGAUAAGUGUCUUUUAUAAUUUUUGCAUACCAUGGAUUGUUUGGGGUUCUUUUAUUAUCGCAGUUGGAUUAAAAAUAACCAGGAUUCCACCACCAAAUUUGAGCAUUGUGCAAGAAGUGCUUGGUGUAAAUCCCCUUUCAUUGAAAAAAGAUAAUACUAUGUUCAAAGAUCAUGGUAAUGGAGAACAAUAUUGCAUGCGAGUGGUGGCUCAUCGUGGUGGAGGAUAUGAUUUCCCUGAGAACAGCUUAACAGCCUUUCGUAAUAGCAAGGAAAAAGGAUGUACUGCAAUUGAAUUUGAUGUAUCUCUUACAAAAGAUAAUGUACCUAUAAUAUUUCAUGACCUAACAAUUGAUAGAGUUACUGGAAGAACUGGUAUAAUUAAAGACAUGACCUGGGAUCAGUUAAAACAAUUAGAUAUUUCCCAUAAUCAUCCACUUAAAGAUAAGUUUAUUGAUGGUGAAAAAAUUCCAUUGCUUCAUGAAGCUCUAGAAAUAUGUUUAUCAAAUGAACAAAGAAUAAUUAUUGAUAUAAAAGAAACCAAAAUGGAAAUAGUGCAAGUAAUUUUAGAUACAUAUAAAAAGUAUCCAAAAUUAUUUCAGAGAGCAAUUAUAUCCAGUUUUAAUCCUAUUAUUGUAUAUAUGAUUAGAAGAAAGGAACCUCGAAUUGUGGCAGGUCUUGCAUGGAGACCACAAUAUUUUUCAAGAUUAUCAUAUUCAGCUCUAGAUGGUCCAGGUCCAGUGAAAUAUAGCAAUCCAUUUAAACAUAUAGUAGCGUGCUUGUUUGAUCAUAUUUAUGAAUGGGUGUUCCACCAUUUUGUAUACUAUAUUCUGGGUGUAUCUGCUGUAUUAUUGCACAAAGAUAUACUAAAUCCGCGUCUUAUAAAAGAAUGGUAUAAUCGUGAUAUUCGUGUAAUGGCAUGGACAGUAAAUCUACCAUCAGAGAAAUUACAUUUCUCCCGAUUAUUUAAAGUUACUUAUUUAACGGAUACAUUGCUAGUUGAAAAAGAUAUUUCGAGUGAAAUUAUUUGACUGUAAUAUAUCUGUAACAUUUACAUCUGAAAUGUGUUCUACAUUUUCUUGUCGAAUAAUUGGACUUAAAUCAAAAUUUAUAGGCAAAGAUGUUAAUCUUGAUGAAAGAGGAGGAACCAUUGGUUACAAAAUUCACGAACUGGAUGUUUUAGUUUAUGCUUUCCAGAUAUUUUGUCAUAUAAGAAACAGUGUUGACAUUGAUGAUAUGAUGCACAUUUUAGACACGUAUAUUGUGGCCCUUGAAUUGAUGUACAUACUAUAUUCUGCAGAUUUUAUACGAUUAAAUGUUGUUAUCCAAACAAGUAAAGGAGGUUCUUGCAUAAUCCAUGCUGCAAAUUCUGAUUCAGUAACUCCAAGACAUCCCUGA
This is a messenger RNA of Heterotrigona itama, 1468 nucleotides long. NCBI's taxonomy places the organism in Eukaryota, Metazoa, Arthropoda, Insecta, Hymenoptera, Apidae. The record is from the annotation of a GenBank genome assembly.